AAUUUUGCACUCUUCGACAUGACAUAGAGUAGCGAAAUCAUAUUUUAUAUUCUUAACAUUAUUUUUCUUAUAUAUAUUCUACAUAAACUCAAGUUAUUUAUAUUGGUGUAAUUGACAUUAAAAUGUCAGCGCUUUGUGUCGUCGUUUUUUAAAUGUCAAAAAAUGUACGUCGAAUCUUCCUUCAUGAACUCCAAGAAUACAUCAGGUUUUGGAGUGGAGAGUCUCGAGCGGGAAAAUGGAAACGGGCUGCGUCGAGUGUUUGUUAUGAAAAUAUUUUCAAACAGUAGAGGCAUUUAACGCAGUGUUGUGUUUUUACUUUAGUGUUUUAACCAAGGGACACUUAUAAGUAAUGUUGGCGGGAUAACUAGCUGGUUUAGCCGAGUUUAGGGCUGUAAACGUUAGAAGGAUAAGCUCCAUUAUGAAGCACGAUUCUUUCUCCAGGUCAAAGGACAGAGAUUCAAAACUGGACGGACAUAAAAGUGCAGCAUCUAAAAGUAAAAUUAAACCCACAUGUGAUGUUCUUCAGAGUAAACCUUUUAAAGGUAGAAUAUUUUACUUGGAUCUACCAUGGAAUAUGAAAACACAACUCUUGGAAAAUGACAUCAAAACACUUGGUGGUACAGUGGAAAAGUUCUUCAGUAAGGAGAUCAAAUAUCUUGUGUCCAGUAAGCCAGAGGCACGUUAUGCCCAGCGUCUCCUGCCCGACUCUCCUGCUCCCAGUCCAGAUUCAGGCGUCAGUUCCCCUCAUCCCAGCAGCAGGAGGGAAAGUCAUGGGCACAGGGGCAGUUCUCAGGGAGUCACAGAUAUGGCAGCUGUAAGUCGAGGGAAAUCGCUUGUGGAGAGAGUCGUUAAAGAACAAGAACGUGUUCAGAUGAAUGGGAUCUUGGCAAAUGCUGUGGAAUGGGGGGUCAAAGUCCUACAUGUUGAUGAUGUUAUUUCUUAUGUUGACAAGAAGAAAUCAAAAAUCAUUGCAGUGAAUGCAGCUAAUCCAGUGGUGAAAGGAGCUGCCAGCAUUCAGCACACAGAGAAAAUUCUAUAUCACAGGCACAAUGCUGGAAGAAUUUGUCGACCAUUUGUGAAAGUAGAAGACUCUAGCAGACAUUAUCGUCCCAUCUACCUUCCACUGUCCAACAUGCCUGUGUGCAACGUCCGGUCUCUUCCACCUUGCAGUCCGUUCCUGAUGGAUGAACAUGGAAAGGAUGAUCCAAAGAAGAGACACAAAGAGCAAAGGUCUGGAGGGGAACGAGGAGCCAGAGGAAAGAAAGAGAGGCGCAGAGGACAUGAAGGGAGAGAAAAGAGGAAAGGAGGGUACUGUGAGUGCUGUGGGGUCAAAUUCGAGAACCUAAAGGGGCACCUAGAGAGCAAGCAGCAUCAGGCUUUCUCUAAGAGUGAAGAGUACGGAGUUGUGGAUCGAGUCACUGCUGGACUGACUUGCAACCUUAUUAACAUUGGCACGCACUGCAGAAGGGUGAAAUGCAGUACGUCAACCCCUGUUCUGUGUGCUGGAGCCAUGUUGCCAGUAAAGGAAGAUGUGGGAUCUGUGAAUGGUGGUUGGAUGCAGGAAAGCGAGGGGUCUUUGCUUUGGAGCUCUACUACAAAGCUACCUCUCUUGGAACAGACCAGAGAAAAACCCCUGUCGGUUCGCAAGCGCAGCAGGGGCCAGUGUGAAUUGCCUCAGAGCAAUAGGGAUAACUUAUUUGACCAGUCUGACAUUCCGGAGAAGUCCCAGUCCAAGCGUGGAUCCUUUGAGUGGGAAUUUCACUCGCGGAAAUCUGAAGCUGCAUCUUUUCUCAGCAGAGAGCAGAACUGUGACUCUAAUGCACUUGAAUCCAGGACAGAUCAACAAACCAGGAAAAACCCUGACAUGCACACAGCCCAACAGUUUAGUGAAACAGAACGAGAAUUGUUAACAGGAAUUGAUUGCUUCAGGAGUAACUACUGUGAACUUAAUUCACAAAGUAUGCCAGAAAAUCAAGUCGGAAACUCUGCUUUUUGCCAUUUAACCUGUACAGAACCUGAACCGGACCUUGACAGCCCCACUAAUUCACUGCAACGAAAGGUUCGAAGUGUCAGAUCCAGAAGAAGAAAGCAAGCACCGACAUUGCACAUUGAAUCCAGUAAAGAGAGAGAAUCAUUGAGCUCUCUUUCACCUGUUAAACCUAUACAGGAGUGUGAGAACCCACCUGCUUCUCUCCUGGACCUCUGGCAGGUCUUUCAGUCCACUGACAACCUGGAUGAAGACUUUAAGGGUUUUUGUGAUGAGUAAGAGGAAUUGAACACAGAUGUAUGUUUUAAAAGUUUUUACUAUGCCAAAUAAUAUAUAUUAAUAAAUCAGUUGUCUUUCAUUAGUACAAUGGAAUACUGCAUUUUCACCAUAGAGCCUUAAAAAGAAAAUUUCUAGGCUGAAAAUAAACUUACUGACUAUAUACUGGAAAAAUGAGUGGAUAUGCACAGUAAGUAUGUACAGUUGUGGGGUGGAUGUAGUGGAAUGAUAUAACAGCAAGAGAUUGUCUGUUCUGGUUCCUGUAUUAAAUUGCAAAUAUUUUUUACAAUA
Messenger RNA from Carassius gibelio (silver crucian carp), 2554 nucleotides. RefSeq names its product DBF4 zinc finger (gene dbf4). Gene Ontology annotation, cellular component: nucleus; Dbf4-dependent protein kinase complex. Gene Ontology annotation, molecular function: nucleic acid binding; zinc ion binding; protein serine/threonine kinase activator activity. The coding region runs from base 419 to 2266 and encodes 615 amino acids. The record is from RefSeq and is a predicted model, not a curated record. The transcript is spliced from 12 exons. Lineage: Eukaryota; Metazoa; Chordata; Actinopteri; Cypriniformes; Cyprinidae. Gene Ontology annotation, biological process: positive regulation of nuclear cell cycle DNA replication; regulation of cell cycle phase transition.